AUGGUUCUGUUUAAAAUCAGGAAAGCAAAGUACCCAGAGAUAAAAUCCUUGAUGAAACCUGAUUCCAACCUGAUAUGGAUUAUAAUUAUGAUGUUCUUCACCCAGUUGGUUGCAUUUUACUUAGUAAAAGACUUGGACUGGAAAUGGGUCAUAUUUUGGGCAUAUGCUUUUGGCAGCUGUAUUAAUCACUCGAUGACUUUGGCAAUUCAUGAGGUUUCUCACAAUAGUGCUUUUGGCCACUGUAAAGCUAUGUGGAAUCGUUGGUUUGGAAUAUUUGCUAAUCUUCCUAUUGGUGUUCCUUAUUCAGUUUCUUUUAAGCGAUACCACAUGGAUCAUCAUCGAUACCUUGGAGCUGAUGGCAUUGAUGUGGACAUUCCUACUGAUUUUGAGGGCUGGUUUUUCUGUACCACUUUCAGAAAGUUUAUAUGGGUUAUUCUUCAGCCUCUUUUUUAUGCUUUUCGACCUCUGUUCAUCAACCCCAAACCAAUUUCUUACCUGGAGAUUAUUAAUACUGUAGCCCAGAUUAGUUUUGACAUUAUAAUUUACUACUUUUUGGGAAUUAAAUCUUUAGUUUACAUGUUGGCAGCAUCUUUACUUGGUUUGGGUUUGCACCCAAUUUCUGGACAUUUUAUAGCUGAACAUUACAUGUUCUUAAAGGGACAUGAAACUUACUCAUAUUAUGGGCCUCUGAAUUUACUUACCUUCAACGUGGGCUAUCAUAAUGAACAUCAUGACUUCCCGAACAUUCCUGGCAAAAACCUUCCACUGGUGAGGAAAAUCGCAGCUGAAUACUACGACAACCUACCCCACUACAAUUCCUGGAUAAAAGUUCUGUAUGAUUUUGUGAUGGAUGAUACAAUAAGUCCCUACUCAAGAAUUAAGAGGCAUCAGAAAGGGCAGGUAGUGCUGGAGUGA
This is a messenger RNA of Orycteropus afer afer, 915 nucleotides long. RefSeq names its product delta 4-desaturase, sphingolipid 1 (gene DEGS1). The record is from RefSeq and is a predicted model, not a curated record. Gene Ontology annotation, biological process: ceramide biosynthetic process. Lineage: Eukaryota; Metazoa; Chordata; Mammalia; Tubulidentata; Orycteropodidae. Gene Ontology annotation, molecular function: sphingolipid delta-4 desaturase activity. Gene Ontology annotation, cellular component: membrane.